This is a messenger RNA of Macrobrachium nipponense, 808 nucleotides long. RefSeq lists its product as uncharacterized. NCBI's taxonomy places the organism in Eukaryota, Metazoa, Arthropoda, Malacostraca, Decapoda, Palaemonidae. The record is from RefSeq and is a predicted model, not a curated record. Bases 5 to 808 code for a protein of 267 amino acids. The transcript is spliced from 6 exons.
GUGGAUGGUAGCAACCUUAAUUCUAAGUUCAGCUUACCAAGGUGUUCUUACCUCUCUUCUGGCAAUACCGAAGGUUGAAAUUCCUGUAGAUUCUCCGCAGGAUUUGGUUGACUAUGGCAAGAUCCCUUGGGCUACCGAACGUGGAACCUCUCUUCAUCAGUUUAUUGGGGACACUAAAUCAGGCAUUUACAAGGUGGUAAACGACAAAGGCUUCCUUAUCACAGCUUCUUACGACGGACGCCACCGGAUGAAUGUUGAGAAGUUCGCCAUAUUGUGUGAUUUCUUCUCCAUGAGGAAGAUCAUGAGCGACGACUACAGUGAAACCGGCCAGUGCAACUAUUACAUUGCAAAGGAGCCCAUCUUGGUAUCAAGUGUUGCCUUUGCUUUCCCUAAGAAAAGUUCGAUCAUACCACACUUUAACAGACUAGUUACGAUGCUGAAGGAGGGCGGUAUAAUAAGCAGAUACAUUCAGGAUUUCACGGCAAAUGCUACGGUGUGCAUGGUGAGGCCCGGGAAGGAGGACGGAGUUUCUACACUGGUGCUCUCGCUGGCUGAUUUUGGCGGCUUCUUCCUGCUCUGUCGGGGGGGGUAUGAAGAUAAUGCGGCAUGGAAUGUACAGUAUGAUAGAAUCACGAUCUUCAUCCAUAUAAUCAUCCAUACCACCAUCUUCCUGGGCAUCACAACUGUUGUCAUCUGGCUUUGUUUCGACCUGAAUCUCUGGAAUGAGUGCAAGGGGCAUCUGUUCUUCAUUGAACCAAAUGAUGCGAAAUUCGCCGUCAACAUUUUCCCACCCAUUGGUGGGAACUAG